This is a messenger RNA of Limanda limanda (common dab), 1571 nucleotides long. It is a transcript of the gene sap30bp, whose product is annotated as SAP30 binding protein. Gene Ontology annotation, cellular component: nucleus. The record is from RefSeq and is a predicted model, not a curated record. Lineage: Eukaryota; Metazoa; Chordata; Actinopteri; Pleuronectiformes; Pleuronectidae. Gene Ontology annotation, biological process: regulation of DNA-templated transcription. The transcript has 10 exons. The coding region runs from base 16 to 930 and encodes 304 amino acids.
GCGACUCCCACAGCGAUGGCCAGCGGUAAAAAGAGUGCUCUCCUCUCCUCUUUGGCGGACUAUGGGGACGGCUCAGAUCCGGACUCAGACCCCGAAUCAGAAGAGACUGGGGGGCCUGGAGUGGCUCUGGUGUACGGCUACGGUGAUGAUGAUCUGAACCGGACUGAGGAUAUAGAAGCCAAGUUCUCUAGAGAUGAAGACAGCGGAGAGAGCCACUCGGAAAUGGAAGAAUCCGACGAGGGGAGGGAGCCAGAUGAAGUUGAGAUCCCAGAAGCAGAAAGAAAGGACCCCAAUGAGCUUGUUGCUCUUUUCUCAGAGAAGGUGAGGAACAUGUCACCAGAUGAGAUCAGGAUUCCCCCUGAGCCCCCCGGACGCUGCUCCAGCCAACUCCAGGAGAAGAUCCACAAGCUGUACGAGAGGAAGCUGCAUGGAGAUUUUGACACAAACAACCACAUCCAGAAAAAGAAAGAAUUCAGAAACCCAAGUAUUUACGAGAAGCUCAUUCAGUUCUGCGCCAUAGAUGAACUGGGAACCAACUACCCUAAAGAUAUGUUUGAUCCCCAUGGCUGGUCAGAAGACUCUUAUUACGAAGCUCUAGCUAAAGCCCAGAAAGUGGAGAUGGACAAACUGGAGAAAGCCAAGAAGGAUCGGACCAAGAUUGAGUUUGUCACGGGGACUAAAAAGGGCACCAACCCCUCCAACUCUGCAGCUUCCACCGCCAGCAACACCAGCACCACCACAGCCACAGACGCCCAGAAGAGGAAAAGCAAGUGGGACUCUGCGAUCCCUGUGACCCUGGCCCAGCCCAACCUCAUCACCACCACCACCGCCACCCUGCCUGCUGUCGUCUCCGUGACAACCACUGCUAGCGGCACCAAAACCACCGUCAUCUCUGCCGUGGGCACCAUCCUGAAGAAAGCAAAGCAGUGAACGACAAGUGGGCAGGAAAGUGUCUCUCUCUACGAGUGACUUGAAGCUGGAAGACGUACGCUAUCCUUCGCUCGUUAUAUAUAUAUAUAUGUGGACAAGAUGCAGAGCGAGGGCAAACGGACUGAGGGACACUUGCUGUACCUUUUUCUUUCUUUUUUAAAUUUUUUUUUUAGAACAAACCUCCAAACACACUCUGCUACACUUGGACAAAGACUUAACUGCCUUCUAUCUCUGGGAUUUUAUCUGCACUAUCGUAUCAUACAGCCAAAUUCACAGUUUGGUGAGAAAACUCAAAGACCCUCUGAAUCUAAGAAAGCGACGCCGGCAGAUCUAAUGCUGAUAUAAAAAUGUGUGUUGUUCUUUUUCUGAUAUGUCGGCAACAGUUGUUUGUCUAAAUAUGACGGUGACUAAAACGGAAGAAGGGUUCCAAACAGACGAGCUAGAAAUAUCGAGCUGUUUUUUUAUUUUUAUAUCCAUGAUUCUGGUGCAGUAUUUUAACGCCACCUUUAGCAGUUAGCUCAACAUGUGCAUCGGUUUUGUUUUUCAUCAUCAGCAUAUUCUCCUGGCUCUGUAAGAUUUUUUACACUUGUACAUAUGUGUUGAGGAUAAGGUGAAUAAAUGGAUCAGAUGUUGCCUUUUAA